Melanotaenia boesemani (Boeseman's rainbowfish) is the source of this 1194-nucleotide messenger RNA. RefSeq lists its product as uncharacterized. Bases 1 to 1194 code for a protein of 397 amino acids. The transcript has 6 exons. Lineage: Eukaryota; Metazoa; Chordata; Actinopteri; Atheriniformes; Melanotaeniidae. The record is from RefSeq and is a predicted model, not a curated record.
AUGGCGCUGCACGAGUUUGCAGAUUUUAUAAGAGAAAAAAGAACUAGUGGAAUGAAGUGUGACGAUAUCGCCGCCGCUUUAUGUCAUCAGUUUGGAACCGCAAGGCGGGGUUUUUCUGAGAGAAAUGUCAGAAGGUGGUGCGCUGAGCAGGGACUUGUCAAAGACUUCUGUCCUGACAGCCGACUGGAAAUCGAAAUUGCACAAAGCAUUUCUGAGACUGGAUCCUCCUUUGGUCGUAAAAUGAUGACAGGAUAUCUGUCUGCUAAGGGGUUAAAAGCUGCUGAGGGCAGAGUGGGAAGAAUACUGCGGAGCAUUCAUCAACCCUACCACAUCUCGAGGCAGCAGGGAGCCCGAAAUCUAAACCCUGUUCCCUACAAUGCAGAAUACAUGGGUCACAAGCUGCAUGUUGAUCAAAACGAAAAGCUGGUUAUGUUUGGAGUGACCCAUGUAAUGGCAAUAGAUGGUUUCAGCAAGAAAAUUGUCAGUCAUUCCACUAUGCCGAUAAAGAAUAACCUCAUCAUAUAUGAGGACGUUUACAGAUCUGCUGUGCUCUCUUUUGGACUGUGGGACCAGAUGAGAGUAGACUGCGGUACAGAGUUUUAUCUUUCUUUAUUCAUCCAGGAAAAGCUGGCAGAACACAGACACAAUCGUCAAAGGCUGCCCUAUGUUCAGACACCUUCUACACGAAACCAUGUGAUAGAGAGAAUGUGGUCAGAGGUGAAUGCCAGAGUCAACUAUCCAUUAAAGGCAGCUUUGGUCCAGCUGGUGGACAUGGAUGAACUUGACAUGGAGGACAACACAUCCAGAUAUUGUGUGUCAAAUCUGACAUGUCAGAUGGCAGGAAUUGGGAUUACAAAUGUUGUUGAUGCAUGGAAUGCACACAGGAUCCCAGGGAAGGGAAUACCAAAUGACCUGGCAAAGGAAGGGUGUCCUGCAAAAGUCCCUGAGGACCUUCUGCCUCUUGGAGCUGCUGCAGCUGAUCUGUAUCAACAGGAAACUGGAUCAGCUUUGAAAAGGGAAUCAGUUUUUGGAUGUGAUCCUUUCCGCUCAGAAGACAGCAAACAACAGACUGAAACUGAGUUUGGUUCUCACUUUGACUUAAAAUCACUAUAUCAAAAUGUGGUGCAUAAUAACUAUGGACCUUUCCAAGAUGCUGUCAGAUCUCUUAUUGACACCACCAGAAGAUAUAUUUGA